This is a messenger RNA of Pan troglodytes (chimpanzee), 562 nucleotides long. Its product is annotated as TATA-box-binding protein-associated factor 11-like protein 5. Gene Ontology annotation, cellular component: nucleus; transcription factor TFIID complex. The transcript is spliced from 2 exons. Bases 1 to 471 code for a protein of 156 amino acids. Gene Ontology annotation, biological process: transcription initiation at RNA polymerase II promoter; RNA polymerase II preinitiation complex assembly. Lineage: Eukaryota; Metazoa; Chordata; Mammalia; Primates; Hominidae. Gene Ontology annotation, molecular function: RNA polymerase II general transcription initiation factor activity; protein heterodimerization activity. The record is from RefSeq and is a predicted model, not a curated record.
AUGUCGCGGGGCCUUAGCCUCUCCCCUGUCCUUGGGCUGAGCCUGGCCGGCUGCAGGCGGUGCUGGCGUCAGAGAGCGAGGGCAGUGGUGCUGUGGACAGGAUUCAGAGAGCCUGAGAGGAAGCCCACCGUGGAUGCAGAGGAGGCUCAGAGGAUGACAACCCUGCUGUCUGCCAUGUCUGAGGAGCAGCUGUCCCGCUACGAAGUGUGUCGCCGGUCAGCUUUCCCGAGAGCACGCAUUGCGGGUCUGAUGCGGGCUAUCACUGGCAGUUCGGUGUCUGAGAACGCGGCCAUUGCCAUGGCUGGAAUAGCCAAGGUCUUUGUCGGAGAGGUGGUGGAAGAGGCCCUGGACGUGUGUGAGAUGUGGGGAGAGACGCCCCCGCUGCAGCCCAAGCAUUUAAGGGAGGCCGUUCGCAGGUUAAAGCCCAGGGGCCUCUUCCCCAACAGCAACUGCAAAAGAAUCAUGUUCUAGGCCCGAGGCCAGAGGGCAGGGUCUGUUUGUGCAGGAAGAAGUACCGCGUUCAUCUUCCAAUGACAGGAGUGUGUGUGCUGGAGCUCCUGCA